AAAAUCAUGGCAUCGCUGAGUAAUAUUUGUUUCCCCUUUCCUUCUAGUGUGCGUGCGUAGUAUCGGCAUCGCAACUGGGUGCGAUCCCCUUUCUGAGUUGCCCACCGGAGUUUCGCCGGCGCCGCCGCGCGCACCAUGCUCCGCCUACACAAGUGCAUCGUCGCCCAGCUGCUCCCUCAUGCCUCCGCCAUCUCCCCGCUCCACCGCCUCCUCUCCGCAGCCGCGACGCCUGCCCGCCGCAUUUCUCCAAACCCUAGCUUCGUCGUCGACGACUACCUCGUCUCCGCCUGCGGCUUGACCCGAGCCCAGGCCCUCAAGGCCUCCCCCAAGCUCUCCCACCUCAAGUCCCCCGCCAAGCCCGACGCCGUCCUCGCCUUCCUCGCCGGCCUCGGCCUCUCCGCCGCCGACGUCGCCACCGCCGUCGCCAAGGACCCGCUGUUACUCCGCGCCAAAGUGGAGGGAACCCUGGCCCCCGUCGUCGACGGGCUCACCGGCCUCGGCCUCUCGCGCUCUGAGGUCGCGCGCAUCGCCGUGCUCGUCCCCGGCAAAUUCCGCUGCAGAUCCAUCGUCUCCGCUGUACACUACUACCUGAAUCUCUUCGGGUCCAUGGACAACUUGCUUCGGUUGCUCAAACGCGGCUUCUGGCUACAAGGUUCUGACGUCGAGAGGGUGGUCAAGCCCAACGUCGCGUUCCUCCAGGAGUGCGGGCUACAUGAUUGCGACAUUGCCAAGCUGUGCAUCCGUGUGCCAAUGAUCCUCACAAUCAACCAGCAGCGCCUCCGGGCAAUGGUGGCAUGCGCCAAAGCUCUCUGUGUGCCACAUGGCUCUGGGAUGUUACGAAAAGCGUUGCAGGCUGUCGGAUUCUGUGACGAGGAGAAGAUCACCGCCAAGGUGGAAUACCUGAAGAAGACAUUUAGGUGGUCGGAUACUGAGGUGGGCAUUGCUUUGCCCAAGAAUCCGAUGGUGCUGACCUAUUCCAAGGACAGGCUGCAGCGUGUCUCAGAGUUCCUCAUAUCCGAGGUGGGGUUGGAACCAGGGUACAUUGCUCAUCGGCCGGCGCUUCUCGCUUACAGCCUGGAUGGUCGGCUCAGGCCCCGGUACUAUGUUGUGAAGUUUCUCAAGGAAAACAGAUUGCUACAUGGCGACCGGGACUACUAUUCUGCAGUUGCGGUGACUCCGAAGGUAUUCAUGGAGAAGUUCAUAUGCCCACACAAGGAAGCUGCACCACACCUUGCUGAAGAUUAUGCAGCAGCAUGCAGAGGGGAGGUGCCGGCUAGAUUCAGAUUUACAUGAACCAUGACCGGCAUGAAAAUUGAACAUUGGGACUGGGCUAAACAAAUUAUGUUGACGAAUCACUUUCUUAUCAUAAAAUAUGUCAGUGGUUAGUGUUUUUUUAUAUAGAAGAGGUCUUCUAUUGUAUUCAUCUGAUCAAGAUAUGUCAAAGCCCUUGAUGGGAUGUAAGGGAAACCUGCAACACAUGCGGUGCCUUUCAUAAGCUAAGCUGGGCUGUUGAAGUAAUUAUUCUUUAGCAAAACCACUGCCCAUUGGUGUCGAUGAUGGUGUCUCGUCACUCCAGGAAGACGGAUAAAGAGGUCAAAUUCAAGUUCCAAUUAGGUUGGCGUUGAUGAAUUGUGCAAUGCAUUUUUCUUAUUUAGGGCUAACACAAAAAGGCAUAAUGCCAGGGGCACAAAAUUGUUUCACCUGAAAGUGCAGAUUGUACACUUGGUUUCUAAUGUGUUGAAGGCUUGCGAUGAAACCAUUUAUGUUUCACCUGAUUGCGGCAUUCUUAUUUCUGAAAUUUAUCUGUCCAGCAUUUCAUUAAACUAAGUGUGUGCAGAUCUGGGAAAGAAAAGAUGCUGAGGAAUUCAGGGUGAGAUUUUGGUGGAGGAAUGAUCUUCUCUCUCUAGCUUCCAGAGUGUUAUGGUCCGCGGAUACCAAUUUCAUUGUUUGUGGUUGAUGCACACUCUGGAUAUUCAAUCCUUUUACUAGUGGCUCAUGCCCUGUUUGUUGUUGCAUGGUUUGCAAUGCAAUCACCGGUGGAGUUACAUCUAUAGUAACUAUCUGAAGUCAUCAUGAUUAAUUAUUUAAUUAGUGAAGUUGUGCUUAGAGAACGUUCUCUUUUAUGUCGCCAGCAUUCAUAUGCAUGGGUUGGUCUUCCAGCCAGGUGGACGUCCUCCAUGGUUUGGUUGGCUUCUGAUGGGAAAAUGAAGAAUACUACUCCCUCUGUAAACAGAGGAUGGCGACUGAGCUGAGCGCCAUGGUGGGACGUGUCCUCGAUGUUUACGCGGAUGACGACAGAUGCCACAAUGAGACCACCGCGGCCAUGAGGAUGACCAGGAGAGAACACAGCAGGAGUGCCAGCGGAGGGGGCUUGUUCUUGGAGGAGAGAACACAGCAGGAGUGCCACCUGAACUGAACAUGUUGCUUGUAACACUGGUGAUUUAGGGAAAAGGGGAAGGAGGAAAGGUAGCUGAAGAAGAUCAGGUUGUCACAAACCAUUGCCGCGGUGAUGGCUGGACGUGAGCAGAGGAUACAAUGGUUGCUUGUGGAGAGUAACCGGCUAUGGAAGGAGACGGGAGUGGGGAGAAGGAGCAACGGUUCAUUUCUUCGAUGCCCUGUCGUGCUCCCCUCCUGUGUUCUUUUAUACUUCCUGCUCCAAUACUUACAACAGCUCAUAGCGCAAGUGCGGUCCAGGAGGUAGAUAGGGUGUUAAACAGGUGCGUGGUAGAAGGAGAAGAGGAGGGUUGAACGGGGAAGGCCAGCUAUGUCUAUGCGGACAACAGAAUGAUUGGAUUGUUGGACAUGACUUGGAAGAGAAAGGACAUAGUACUUUCAUUGGGACAUGCAGGAUUGGAGUAAUAGUCUGUUAUUAAUGCAAUGCAAAACAAUACUAUUGAGGUGGAGAGAAUGUACUAGCAGCUCUUGAAGAUGUAUUAGUUGCUCUCAUUCUACUCACAAUUGUACAUUGAAUUAUAGCGUUCUCCACUGGUGCCAAUUUUCUCAUUUAUAGCUA
This is a messenger RNA of Triticum aestivum (bread wheat), 3013 nucleotides long. Its product is annotated as transcription termination factor MTERF8, chloroplastic. Gene Ontology annotation, molecular function: double-stranded DNA binding. Gene Ontology annotation, biological process: regulation of DNA-templated transcription. The transcript is spliced from 4 exons. NCBI's taxonomy places the organism in Eukaryota, Viridiplantae, Streptophyta, Magnoliopsida, Poales, Poaceae. The record is from RefSeq and is a predicted model, not a curated record. Bases 136 to 1293 code for a protein of 385 amino acids.